UCUUUAAUUAAGCAGAUAAUCUCUUGUUGGGACGAGAGCAGCUCCAUUUCAGAGCCCCCGCCUUGAAUCCUGGAAGCCCUUGUGAAGUUUCAUGUGCUGGUAGCUCAGUGUCCUCUCCAUCUUCACGCCGUCUGCAGCUUUGGACGAGUUGCCGUCUCUUCCCUCCCCUCACCUGUCAGGAUGUUCAUGCACUGGGAGGUUUUUUAUUACAUUUUCAUUCUCCUGACUCACAUGAGGUCCACCUGCUGCUGGUCAGUGAAUAAUUUCUUGAUGACUGGACCCAAGGCAUACCUGAUCUACUCAAGCAGCGUGGCAGCAGGAGCUCAGAGUGGCAUAGAGGAGUGCAAAUACCAGUUUGCAUGGGACCGCUGGAACUGCCCCGAGCGAGCUCUGCAGCUAUCCACGCACAGCAGCCUGCGCAGUGCAAAUCGAGAGACGGCGUUUGUCCACGCCAUCAGCUCAGCUGGCGUUAUGUACACCCUAACCCGGAACUGCAGCCUUGGAGACUUUGAUAACUGCGGCUGUGAUGACAGCAGAAAUGGACAACGAGGUGGUCACGGGUGGCUCUGGGGUGGCUGCAGUGACAAUGUUGGCUUUGGUGAGGCCAUCUCCAAACAGUUUGUUGAUGCUUUAGAGACUGGACAGGAUGCACGGGCAGCCAUGAAUCUCCAUAACAACGAGGCUGGGCGCAAGGCUGUGAAGGGAACCAUGCAGAGGACAUGCAAGUGCCAUGGCGUGUCAGGAAGCUGCACAACUCAGACCUGUUGGCUGCAGCUGCCAGAGUUCAGAGAGGUGGGGAACUACUUGAAGGAGAAGUACCACAGGGCGCUGAAAGUAGACCUUCUGAGAGGAGCGGGGAACAGCGCGGCCAGCAAGGGGGCCAUCGCCGAGACCUUUAGUUCCAUCUCCCGUAAGGAGCUGGUCCACCUCGAGGACUCUCCUGAUUACUGCCUGGAAAAUCGCACUCUGGGUUUGCCUGGCACUGAGGGCCGCGAGUGCCUAAAGAAAGGCAAGAACUUGAGCAAAUGGGAGAAGCGAAGCUGCAAGAGACUAUGUGGGGAGUGCGGCCUGGCUGUGGAGGAGCGUAAGGCUGAGAUGGUGUCGAGCUGUAAUUGUAAAUUUCACUGGUGCUGUGCGGUAAAGUGCGAGCAGUGCAGAAAGACAGUGACCAAGUACUUUUGUGUGAAAAAAGGAGGUCAGAGGGGAAGAAGUGAGAGCGCCGGGAGCCGCAGGAAGAACCUCAGACUGAGGAAGAAGCACUGAGGAUCUUAAUGAUUUCUUGCAGCUCCUCGGCAGAUUCUUUUUUAGAUAGUUUGUUUUGGAUAAAAGGAUGAUCUCAGCCCGUCGUCAGUGUCCACAGUGUUUUAAAAGUAAACACAACGGCCACAAGAUAGAGGAGAUGAGAAGGGUUUUAACAAAUUUAUAGAUGGUUAGGAAUAAAUGUAUUUAAGAUAUAUUUUUUAUAUUUUUUACAACAUCUUGAAAAGUCACUGGGCAUUUGAAGAGUUUUUAUCUGCUUUCAAAAUUCUCCACAACUUCAUGUAUUUAUUUUCAUGCAGAUAUACAAUCUUGGUGGAUGUGGCUAUUGUGGCAUAAAUAACUUAUGUGUGUGUGUAUAUAUAUAUGUAUAUAUAUAUAUAUACAUAUAUAUGAACCUGUCAGUAAUCUUUGUAUAUAAAACACCCAUCAGUGUCAAGUUUUGAAUUUUCUCUCCCAUCAUUUGGCUUGUUGUGACCUUUGCCCCACCUCUUCAUGUAUUUAAUUGUACAUAAAAUGAAGCACUUUGUACUGUACAUUGUUAAUUUAUUGCGAAGCAUUUUCUAGUUUUGCUUUAUUGUUAGUUUUCUUUGUGGUUUGUUUACUAUUAAAAUGCCAUAAAAGAAUAAUAAAUCCGUCAACCCUGUCUAUC
Haplochromis burtoni (Burton's mouthbrooder) is the source of this 1909-nucleotide messenger RNA. It is a transcript of the gene wnt8b, whose product is annotated as wingless-type MMTV integration site family, member 8b. The transcript has 6 exons. Gene Ontology annotation, biological process: multicellular organism development; canonical Wnt signaling pathway; cell fate commitment. Gene Ontology annotation, molecular function: cytokine activity; frizzled binding. Lineage: Eukaryota; Metazoa; Chordata; Actinopteri; Cichliformes; Cichlidae. The record is from RefSeq and is a predicted model, not a curated record. Bases 181 to 1263 code for a protein of 360 amino acids. Gene Ontology annotation, cellular component: extracellular region.